GCCACGACAGGCAGAGAUGAGCAGUGUGUAAACAACAAUAAAGCUUUAAUUUUUUAAUUCAUCAUAAUUAAAAAAGAUACAUUUUGGAUAAUACGAGUUUCCAAUCCAGCUAUAUGUAUACCAAUAAGAGUAACACAUAGAGAAACAUUAUGGAGACCGAUUUCCUUGACACGCUGUGUCGGAUCUGUUGUUGCCCCCUCACGGACGUUGCGUGUUUUAACAUUUUCGACUCGGAAAAUGUUGAGUUUCAAAUAAGAGGAUGUCUGCCAAUAUUAGUCUACCAGGGAGACGGACUUCCACAGUCUAUAUGCGAAAACUGUGUGAAGUCGCUCAAAGCAUUUACACACUUCCGCAAGACCAGUUUGAAAAAUGACAAACUCUUGAAAGAGCUGAAGCACAAAAUCGGACCAGACAGCGGCGCAACUCAAGAUGCGCACACUAUAUAUUUAGGUUUAGUAGAAAACCGAGCAAUUACUGAAAAUGAUCCAGCAGAAGUAGAUGAUUUUGAAGAGGCGUCGUGUGAUGAAUCGAAAAAUUUUCAAUUGGAUGAAGACACCUGCAAUGAUUCUGUUCUGACCAACACAACCCUGCUAGCCGAUAGAGUGAACGCCGUUGCGAUUUCCCGAAAAGAAUUAGAGGGGACUAAUAGAAUUAUUUGUGACAUAUGUGGCAAAAGUUACCAGAUAAAGAAAAAACUCGAGAAUCACGUGUUAACUCAUAUGAUUAUAAAAAUAUUUCGGUGUGAAAAAUGCAGAAAAUGUUUUGCUACAAAAGCAUGCUUGAAAACCCAUGAGAAAAGGCACGAUGAAUCUUGGAGACAUGUAUGCAACGAAUGCCACAAGGGAUUUGUGGAUAAAACUUCCUUUAAUUAUCACGUCCGUAGCAAGCACACUAAGUUGAAGCCUUUCAAAUGUGAUAAGUGCAGCAAAUCCUUUUUCAAAAACCAAGAUUUGAAAAUACACGUCAGACGAAAUCAUAGCGCCCGACCUGAGAAUUUUGCCAAGGUCUGCCCUGUCUGCAAUAAAACGUAUCGCGACUCUGAAGCCCUUCGAUUGCACGCGAAAACUCACAUUUCGCUAGAGCAGCGCCGAAAAUACAAGUGCAACACCUGCCCAUCUUCUUUCGCUUGCUCGUCUGCCCUGAAGAAGCACAAGCUAGUACACACUGGAGAAAUGCCAUUUGAGUGCACCAUCUGCGGCCACAAGACACGAACCAAAAAAGGCAUGGACGUGCAUUUAAUCAUUCAUUCUGGAGUGAAGAACUUCAUGUGUGAAGUUUGUGGAAAGUCCUUUGCUUUUGAAAAUACACUAAAAUUUCACGCGCGAACUCACACUGGAGAGAAACCUUUUUUGUGUAAUUUAUGCGGAAAAGGUUAUGCACAGUCAUCUUCCUAUAAAAAGCAUGUUAAGAGCUGUGGGAAGAAGAAGAAAGAUCAACCGUGAUAGCAUUCUGUAAUGUAUUUUAUUAUCAUUAAUUUGCGACUGAUGGUUUAACACUGACUCAAAAUAAAUCAUGUAUCAUAUAUAAUGGAAAAAAUAAUAUUCUAUAAAAUAAGAAAUUUAAAAGACUAAUAAAAUCAACUCUUUUAUUUUUAGUAAUGAAGAAAAAAUUAUUUUAAUCUCAAGUAUCAGAUCAGUGGAAUGGUAUCUUUCCUGGCGGUUUUAUAACUUAAGUUUGCUAAAUUUAGCAAACUUCAUUCGCAUUAUUACAAAUUUUCGCGCUGAUUGUGAGCUGUCAUUUACCUUGAAAAACUA
Cloeon dipterum is the source of this 1754-nucleotide messenger RNA. RefSeq names its product zinc finger protein OZF-like. Lineage: Eukaryota; Metazoa; Arthropoda; Insecta; Ephemeroptera; Baetidae. The record is from RefSeq and is a predicted model, not a curated record. The coding region runs from base 150 to 1442 and encodes 430 amino acids. Gene Ontology annotation, molecular function: DNA-binding transcription factor activity, RNA polymerase II-specific; RNA polymerase II cis-regulatory region sequence-specific DNA binding; zinc ion binding. Gene Ontology annotation, biological process: regulation of DNA-templated transcription. Gene Ontology annotation, cellular component: nucleus. The transcript has 4 exons.